Molecule: messenger RNA, 1477 nt
Organism: Dromaius novaehollandiae (emu)
Lineage: Eukaryota; Metazoa; Chordata; Aves; Casuariiformes; Dromaiidae
Gene: SPP1
Product: secreted phosphoprotein 1
Exons: 7
Coding region: 184-1101 (305 amino acids)
Biological process (GO): ossification; positive regulation of bone resorption; cell adhesion
Molecular function (GO): extracellular matrix binding
Source: RefSeq, a predicted model, not a curated record
UUGGCAGCCGGUCGCUGCGACAGGGUUUAAAUUCCCCGAGGCUGGAGAUGUCAGGCAGUCCAGGGGACAAGGGGAGAAAGCCUGAGCGACUCGGAGGCGACUGGCUGGAGCUGUUGCUGGGAACGCUAACAGAGCUCCUGUCGCAACUGACUCUUCCAGCAUCACAACAGGUAGAACAUCACAAUGAAGGUGGCAGUGCUUUGUCUGUGCCUUAUCAGCAUCGCCGGUGCAUGGCCAGUGAGUAAAUCCAAGCAGCAUGCCAUUUCUGCCAGCUCUGAAGAAAAAUACGACUCCAGGGGCCAUCAUUCACACAGACACGACCGCCACGUGAAUUUUCAGCCUCGCGAGAGUCUGCUGCUUCCACGAGAUGACCUGGCAUCACCUCAUCAGACUCUUUAUUCUUCAGAAGAAAGAGCUGAUGUCCUCGGACAAGCGCGCUUGCCUGCCCUGUCAAGCAAGAGCCGUGAAGAUCCAGAUGACGAUGUAGACGACGAUGAUUCCGACGACACAGAUGAAUCUGAUGAAGUUGUCACGAACUUUCCCACCGAUGCUCCCGUAACUGCACCCUUCCCUCCCUACCCUUUCACCCGGGGAGACAACUCAGGCAGAGGCGACAGCGUGGCAUACAGAAUUAAGGCAAAAGCCGCAGUGGUGAAGUCCAGCAAGCUCCAGAAAGCUGCAAGAAAGCUGAUCGUACACGAUGCCACCGAGGAGGACGAGAGCGCCCUGGCCGCGGACAGCCACCAAGGGGGGCUCUCCCAGGAAGGCCUCGGCGCACGCCACCUCGCCGGGAAGUACGUCGACAGCAGGGAAUGGGGACGCAAGAGCCUCGGGCAGGACAGCGACGAGGUUGUCCGCAAGCUGCCCGACUGGAGCGUGGAAAACGACAGCCGGCAGAAAUUCGACAGCCUGGAGGCCCAGAGAGACAGCAGCGAGCGGGGGCUCAGAGGCCACGGCCCCCUGAGCAAGGAAAGCAGGGAGAGCCGGGCCCACAUUUCAGCUCAGGUCACGACAGUCGACGAUAACAGCAAUCAAACCGUGGAGAGUGCCGAAGAUGUUCGAGACCGUCGCGGCAUUAAAAGCAACGAAGUCACCCUUUAAGGGGAAACGAAUCUAAUUUUUCUUUCUCUUUGUAAUUUUCACUUGAGGGGGGAGUAGUUUCAUUUCAGUAAUUGUUUGUAAAUGUAGAACACGUGGUGAUUUUUUUUUUCCUCCAAGUUUGGGGCAGAAGUUAGGUGGUUUUAUUACCCAGGCGGUCUCCUGUAUGCGAUGCUAGCUCUGCUUUCCAUUACGCAAGUGCAAGCCCUCCUUACUGCAUCUGUUACUGCUCUGUUUGAAUGUGAUAAUGUACGUAGGAGCAAGACAAAUGCUGUUUUACGCACAGAAUGAAUGUUAUACCUCCUUGGGAUACUGUACUCCAUAAUGCCAGUGUGUAUUUUGCUGUAACGGAGUUUAAAUAAAAGGACAAAAUCCUGUA